This is a messenger RNA of Lagenorhynchus albirostris (white-beaked dolphin), 4899 nucleotides long. RefSeq names its product ELKS/RAB6-interacting/CAST family member 1 (gene ERC1). NCBI's taxonomy places the organism in Eukaryota, Metazoa, Chordata, Mammalia, Artiodactyla, Delphinidae. Gene Ontology annotation, molecular function: structural constituent of presynaptic active zone. The record is from RefSeq and is a predicted model, not a curated record. Gene Ontology annotation, biological process: neuromuscular synaptic transmission; regulation of synaptic plasticity; maintenance of presynaptic active zone structure. The transcript is spliced from 19 exons. Gene Ontology annotation, cellular component: cytoskeleton of presynaptic active zone. Bases 437 to 3796 code for a protein of 1119 amino acids.
CAGUAUGGAGCUUCCUUAAAAAACUAAAAAUAGAACUACCAUAUGACCCAGCAAUCCACUACUGGGCAUAUACCCUGAGAAAACCAUAAUUCAAAAGGACACAUGCACCCCAAUGUUCAUUGCAGCAUUAUUUACAAUAGCCAAGUCAUGGAAGCAACCUAAAUGCCCAUCGACAGAUGAAUGGAUAAAGAAGAUGUGGUACAUAUAUACAAUGGAAUAUUACUCAGCCAUAAAAAGAACAAAGACGUGGAUGCAUCUAGAGACUGUCAUACAGAGUGAGAUAUGGUGUAAGCUAUUUCUUCAAGAUUGGGCAGCUGAGGACCUGGUAUUUCUGAUUAGCCUUCAGCAAACUUAUAGCCAUAGAGAAACCUCACAGAGUUCCGUAUUUUGUUUUCUGCUUUACACCUUUCCUGGCACCUGAAUUCAUCUUGCAACCAUGUAUGGAAGUGCUCGCUCAGUUGGGAAGGUGGAACCAAGCAACCAGAGCCCUGGGCGAUCACCUCGGCUUCCACGUUCCCCUCGCUUGGGUCAUCGUCGAACCAAUAGUACAGGAGGGAGUUCUGGAAGCAGUGUCGGAGGUGGCAGUGGGAAAACCCUUUCAAUGGAGAAUAUCCAGUCCUUAAACGCUGCCUAUGCCACUUCUGGCCCUAUGUACCUAAGUGACCAUGAAAAUGUGGGUUCGGAAACACCUAAAAGCACCAUGACCCUUGGCCGUUCUGGAGGACGUCUGCCUUAUGGUGUGAGGAUGACUGCUAUGGGCAGUAGCCCCAAUAUAGCUAGCAGUGGGGUUGCUAGUGACACCAUAGCAUUUGGAGAGCAUCACCUCCCUCCUGUGAGCAUGGCAUCCACUGUUCCUCACUCUCUUCGUCAAGCAAGAGAUAACACAAUCAUGGAUCUGCAGACACAGCUGAAGGAAGUAUUAAGGGAAAAUGAUCUCUUGCGAAAGGAUGUGGAAGUAAAGGAGAGCAAAUUAAGUUCUUCAAUGAAUAGCAUCAAGACCUUCUGGAGCCCAGAGCUGAAGAAAGAACGAGCCCUGAGAAAAGAUGAAGCUUCCAAAAUCACUAUUUGGAAGGAACAGUAUAGAGUUGUGCAGGAGGAAAACCAGCACAUGCAAAUGACAAUCCAGGCUCUCCAGGAUGAAUUGCGGAUCCAGAGGGACCUGAACCAGCUGUUUCAACAGGAUAGUAACAGUAGGACUGGUGAGCCUUGUGUGACAGAGCUGACGGAGGAGAACUUUCAGAGGCUGCACACUGAGCACGAGCGGCAGGCCAAGGAGCUGUUCCUCCUUCGAAAGACUCUGGAGGAGAUGGAGCUGCGGAUUGAGACGCAGAAGCAAACCCUGAACGCUCGGGACGAAUCCAUCAAGAAGCUUCUGGAGAUGUUGCAGAGCAAGGGGCUUUCUGCUAAGGCUACUGAGGAGGACCAUGAGAGAACAAGGAGACUGGCAGAGGCAGAGAUGCACGUCCACCACCUCGAAAGCCUUUUGGAGCAGAAGGAAAAAGAGAACGCUCUGUUGAGAGAGGAGAUGCAUCGGAGAUUUGAGAAUGCCCCCGAUUCUGCCAAAACUAAAGCUCUGCAAACUGUUAUCGAAAUGAAGGAUUCAAAAAUUUCCUCUAUGGAGCGUGGGCUCCGAGACUUGGAAGAGGAGAUUCAGAUGCUGAAAUCGAACGGGGCUUUGAGUACUGAAGAACGAGAGGAAGAAAUGAAGCAAAUGGAAGUCUAUCGGAGCCAUUCUAAAUUUAUGAAAAACAAGGUAGAGCAACUGAAGGAGGAGCUAAAUUCGAAAGAGGCUCAAGGGGAGGAGCUGAAAAAGAGAGCGGCUGGUCUUCAGGCCGAGGUCUUUGCCAUUGGUCAGGUGAAGCAGGAGCUGUCCAGAAAGGACACAGAACUACUAGCCCUACAGACAAAGCUAGAAACACUCACCAACCAGUUCUCAGACAGCAAGCAACACAUUGAAGUGCUGAAGGAGUCCUUGACUGCUAAGGAGCAGAGGGCUGCCAUCCUGCAGACCGAGGUGGAUGCUCUGCGGUUGCGUUUGGAAGAGAAGGAAACCAUGCUGAAUAAGAAGACAAAACAAAUCCAGGACAUGGCUGAGGAGAAGGGGACACAAGCUGGAGAGAUCCAUGACCUCAAGGACAUGCUGGAUGUGAAGGAGCGGAAAGUUAAUGUCCUUCAGAAGAAGAUUGAAAAUCUCCAAGAGCAACUUAGAGAUAAGGAAAAGCAGAUGAGCAGCUUGAAGGAGCGAGUCAGAUCCUUGCAGGCUGACACCACCAACACUGACACCGCCUUGACUACUUUGGAGGAGGCCCUUGCCGAGAAGGAGCGGACAAUCGAACGCUUAAAGGACCAGCGGGACCGAGAUGAGCGAGAAAAGCAGGAGGAAAUUGAUAACUACAAAAAAGAUCUUAAAGACCUGAAAGAAAAAGUCAGCCUAUUGCAAGGCGACCUCUCAGAGAAAGAGGCUUCACUCUUGGAUCUGAAAGAGCAUGCUUCUUCCCUGGCUUCCGCAGGACUGAAAAAGGACUCACGGCUUAAGACACUAGAAAUUGCUUUGGAGCAGAAGAAGGAAGAGUGUCUGAAGAUGGACUCGCAGUUGAAAAAGGCACACGAGGCAGCACUGGAAGCCAGAGCCAGUCCAGAGAUGAGUGAUCGAAUACAGCAAUUAGAGAGAGAGAUUGCCAGGUACAAAGAUGACUCUAGCAAGGCCCAGGCAGAAGUUGACCGCCUCUUGGAAAUCUUGAAGGAGGUGGAAAAUGAGAAGAAUGACAAAGAUAAGAAGAUUGCUGAGUUGGAAAGGCAAGUGAAAGACCAGAAUAAGAAGGUAGCAAACCUGAAGCACAAGGAGCAGGUGGAGAAGAAGAAAAGUGCGCAGAUGCUGGAGGAGGCCCGGCGCAGGGAGGACACCCUCAGCGACAGCUCCCAGCAGCUGCAGGACAGUCUCCGUAAGAAGGAUGACAGGAUUGAAGAGCUGGAAGAAGCACUAAGAGAAAGUGUACAGAUAACUGCAGAGCGAGAGAUGGUGUUGGCACAGGAGGAGUCAGCCAGGACCAGUGCUGAAAAACAGGUGGAGGAGUUGCUGAUGGCCAUGGAGAAGGUAAAGCAGGAGCUGGAGUCCAUGAAGGCGAAGCUGUCCUGCACUCAGCAGUCGCUGGCAGAGAAGGAGACUCAUUUGACCAACCUUCGGGCCGAGAGAAGAAAACACUUAGAGGAAGUUCUGGAGAUGAAGCAGGAAGCCCUUCUGGCCGCCAUCAGUGAAAAAGAUGCCAAUAUAGCUCUUUUGGAGCUUUCAUCCUCGAAGAAAAAGACCCAGGAAGAAGUGGCUGCCCUGAAGCGGGAGAAGGACCGGCUCGUGCAGCAGCUCAAGCAGCAGACACAAAAUCGGAUGAAGCUCAUGGCCGACAAUUAUGAGGACGACCACUUCAGAUCCUCCCAUUCCAGUCAAACCAAUCAUAAACCCUCCCCAGACCAGAUCAUCCAGCCCCUCUUAGAACUUGACCAAAACAGAAGCAAACUAAAGUUGUACAUUGGACACCUGACAGCCCUCUGCCAUGACCGAGACCCCCUGAUUCUUCAAGGACUCACUCCACCAGCUUCCUAUAACUUGGACGAUGACCAGGCAGCAUGGGAGAAUGAGCUGCAGAAGAUGACCCAGGAACAGCUUCAGAACGAGUUAGAGAAGGGUGAGCGGGACAACUCAGAGCUACAGGAGUUUGCCAACGCCGUCCUGCAGCAGAUAGCAGACCGCUGCCCCGACAUCCUGGAGCAGGUGGUCAGCGCCCUGGAAGAGUCUUCGUGACCGUCUCCGUGGGGAGCGGCCAGCCCAGUACCGUAGCCCGCUCGAUGAGCCCAGGAGCCGAGGAGGGAGAAGCACGAGGAGGGGGCGCUCAGACGGCUCUUGGCAGCAAGCACACACUCCAGACUCUGCCCUGUCUCGGUUGGUCCCGCGAGUGCAGCUCCAGCACCGUUUCUGCGUCUGUCCUCCUGUCGUCCACUGUUGUCUCUGCGCUAAUUGUCCUGCUGUCCAGGGCGGGUGAGUGGCCGAGCCUCCGUGGAGAGCUGCCAUCCAGCCAUCGGCAGUGACACCGUGGACGCGGGCGGCCGUGCCCUGACAGAGGGACACGGGGCAGAGCCCUCCUCCCUUCUGUCCGUGGCGUGAGAACUAGGUCUGGACUCUGCAGAGCUCAGCUCACCGAGAGACGCCUUCCCUGCAGACCAGGGCGCCGCGUGUUCUAAUGUCACAACAGGUGCUUUCUCGUAAAAGGGUAAAAAAGACAAAAAAUCUCAAAAAGAGUAUUAAAAAAGGAGACGGCGGGGAGAGAGAACAGGGACAGAGAGCCGACCGGCUCUUCUCUUUCCCAUCCGUCCUGGUUACUCUCCCCCAGGGCCGUCUGUGCGGGACUGCGGGCAGGCUGCGCCGGGGCUUGGAGAUCCUGGCGUCCGUGCCGCACUGGUGCCUGCGCUUCUCCUAGCCUCUGGGGCGAGUCCCUCUUGUUGAGGACCUUGGUGUGUCAGAUCACAUCUGUCACUGAAAGAGAAGAGGGCAGUGUGGUCACCCGCGCAGCUCUGCUUCUGUGGAAGGCGACCGGUCCUCGGGGUCAGGCCGGCUUCUCCCAGACACCUCCCUCGUCAGCAGUCUAGGCCCCAAAGCGUGCUUCUGCCUCACCCCACCGCCCGUGCUCCACGCUCAGGCGGCCCAGCCUCCCCCCUUCAGCUUUCCUGCUGAACCAGAGCUUCUGCUUCGGAUGAGUGUUUCUCUUCCCACGCGCAUCCCUUCCCCCUUUCUUGCAUUCGGAUAAUCGCUAUGAAGUGCCUCCUGUGUGCAAGCCGCUGUCGGGCACCCAUCCUGGAAGAAAGCCUGUCUGCGGGGGGCGAGGGCAGUCGAGGAUUCUGUGAGACCCA